Molecule: messenger RNA, 3438 nt
Organism: Paramormyrops kingsleyae
Lineage: Eukaryota; Metazoa; Chordata; Actinopteri; Osteoglossiformes; Mormyridae
Product: sodium/potassium-transporting ATPase subunit alpha-1
Biological process (GO): intracellular potassium ion homeostasis; potassium ion import across plasma membrane; proton transmembrane transport
Cellular component (GO): plasma membrane
Molecular function (GO): ATP hydrolysis activity; P-type sodium:potassium-exchanging transporter activity; ATP binding
Source: RefSeq, a predicted model, not a curated record
UUGAAUCGCGGCUUAAGAUAAGGGGGUUUUUAGUGUGUGACACGUGUGAGUGGGGCUCAGUCGGAGGCAGUAAAGUACAUGAGAUUUUAAUUUUAUUAUAUCUUAAGUCAGUGGGAUUUAGAUAUUUUUGAAGAUUUACACAAAGCCGGAGAAUGGGAUUUGGAGAUGGACGGGACCAGUAUGAGCUGGCAGCAACCUCAGAGCAGGCAAGCAAGAAGAAGUCCAAAGCAAAGAAGAAAGAGAAGGAUAUGGAUGAGCUAAAGAAGGAAGUUGACUUGGAUGACCAUAAGCUUACGCUGGAUGAACUUCAACGCAAAUAUGGUACAGAUCUAAAUCGGGGACUGACAGGUGCUCGUGCAGCAGAAAUCUUUGCACGGGAUGGUCCUAAUGCGUUAACCCCGCCCCCCACCACCCCAGAGUGGGUCAAGUUCUGUAAGCAGAUGUUUGGAGGGUUCUCCAUGCUGUUGUGGACUGGUGCCAUCCUCUGCUUCUUAGCAUAUGGCAUCCAGGCUGCCAUGGAAGAGGAGCCUGCCAAUGAUAAUUUGUACCUUGGAGUUGUGCUUUCUGCUGUCGUCAUCAUCACUGGCUGCUUCUCCUACUACCAAGAGGCAAAGAGCUCAAAGAUCAUGGACUCUUUCAAGAACCUGGUCCCCCAGCAAGCCUUGGUGAUCCGUGAUGGUGAGAAGAAGAGCAUCAAUGCUGAGGAUGUGGUGGUUGGAGACCUGGUGGAGGUGAAAGGAGGAGACAGAAUCCCCGCUGACUUGCGCAUUAUUUCUGCUCAUGGAUGCAAGGUGGAUAACUCAUCCCUCACUGGUGAAUCUGAGCCUCAGACUCGGUCUCCUGACUUCUCCAAUGACAAUCCUCUUGAAACAAGGAAUAUUGCAUUCUUCUCCACCAACUGUGUAGAAGGCACUGCCCGUGGUAUUGUUAUCAACACUGGGGACCGUACUGUGAUGGGCCGCAUCGCUACCCUUGCCUCUGGUCUAGAAGUUGGACGUACCCCAAUCUCCAUUGAAAUUGAGCAUUUCAUCCACAUCAUCACCGGUGUGGCUGUCUUCCUGGGCGUGAGCUUCUUCAUCCUGUCCCUAAUUCUGGGUUACUCAUGGCUGGAAGCUGUCAUCUUCCUCAUCGGAAUCAUUGUGGCUAAUGUGCCUGAGGGGCUUCUGGCCACUGUAACUGUGUGCCUGACCCUGACUGCCAAACGUAUGGCUAAGAAGAACUGCCUAGUGAAAAAUCUGGAGGCUGUGGAGACCCUGGGCUCUACCUCCACCAUCUGCUCUGACAAGACAGGCACCCUAACUCAGAACCGCAUGACUGUGGCUCACAUGUGGUUUGACAACCAGAUCCAUGAGGCUGACACCACGGAGAACCAGAGUGGCACCUCCUUUGAUAGGAGCUCUGCCACUUGGGCUGCUCUAGCCAGAGUUGCAGGCCUCUGCAAUCGUGCCGUCUUCUUGGCUAGUCAGGAAAACGUCCCCAUCCUCAAGAGGGAUGUUGCAGGGGAUGCCUCAGAGUCAGCCCUGCUGAAAUGCAUUGAACUGUGCUGUGGCUCUGUGAAGGACAUGAGGGAUAAGUAUCCCAAGAUUUCAGAGAUUCCGUUCAAUUCCACUAACAAAUACCAGCUUUCCAUCCACAAGAACCCUAACACCUCUGAGUCAAAGCACUUGCUGGUCAUGAAGGGAGCACCAGAGAGGAUCCUGGACCGCUGUUCCACCAUCCUGAUCCAGGGCAAGGAGCAGCCCCUGGAUGAUGAGAUGAAGGAUGCCUUUCAAAAUGCCUAUCUAGAGCUGGGAGGCCUGGGAGAGAGAGUGCUGGGAUUCUGCCAUUUCUUCCUUCCGGAUGACCAAUUUGCUGAAGGCUUCCAGUUUGAUACCGAUGAUGUGAACUUUCCCACUGAAAAUCUGUGCUUUGUUGGUCUUAUGUCAAUGAUUGACCCUCCCCGUGCUGCAGUGCCUGAUGCUGUAGGCAAGUGCCGGAGUGCUGGCAUCAAAGUUAUCAUGGUUACUGGUGAUCAUCCAAUCACAGCUAAGGCCAUUGCUAAGGGUGUGGGCAUCAUCUCAGAGGGCAAUGAGACUGUGGAGGACAUUGCUGCCCGGCUGAACAUUCCUAUUCAUGAGGUCAAUCCCAGAGAUGCUAAAGCUUGUGUGGUCCAUGGUGGUGACCUGAAAGAUUUGACCUCGGAGCAGCUGGAUGAUAUCCUGAGGUAUCACACAGAAAUCGUUUUUGCCAGAACAUCACCGCAGCAGAAGCUCAUUAUUGUGGAGGGUUGCCAGCGACAGGGUGCCAUUGUAGCUGUGACAGGCGAUGGUGUCAAUGAUUCCCCCGCCUUGAAGAAGGCCGAUAUUGGCGUGGCUAUGGGCAUUGCAGGAUCUGAUGUCUCCAAGCAGGCCGCUGAUAUGAUCCUUCUGGAUGACAAUUUUGCCUCCAUCGUCACUGGGGUUGAAGAAGGCCGUCUGAUCUUUGACAAUCUGAAGAAAUCCAUUGCCUAUACUUUGACCAGCAAUAUUCCUGAGAUUACACCCUUCCUGCUCUUUAUUAUUGCCAACAUCCCUCUGCCCCUGGGAACAGUCACCAUCCUCUGUAUUGACUUGGGCACUGACAUGGUUCCUGCUAUCUCCCUGGCUUACGAAGCUGCUGAGAGUGAUAUUAUGAAGAGGCAGCCAAGGAAUCCCAAAACAGACAAGCUGGUGAAUGAGAGGCUCAUCAGCAUAGCCUAUGGUCAGAUAGGUAUGAUUCAGGCUCUUGCAGGAUUCUUCGCCUACUUUGUCAUCCUGGCUGAGAAUGGCUUCCUGCCCUCUGCACUGCUUGGUAUCCGUGUUCGUUGGGAUGACAAAUAUGUCAAUGAUCUGGAGGACAGUUAUGGCCAGCAGUGGACGUAUGAGCAGAGAAAGAUUGUAGAGUUCACCUGCCACACAGCUUUCUUCACUAGCAUUGUGAUUGUACAGUGGGCUGACUUAAUCAUCUGUAAGACCAGGAGGAACUCUGUCUUCCAGCAAGGCAUGAAGAACAAGAUCCUCAUCUUUGGUCUCUUUGAAGAAACUGCUCUUGCUGCUUUCCUGUCUUAUUGCCCAGGAAUGGAUGUUGCCCUCAGAAUGUACCCUCUCAAACCAAACUGGUGGUUCUGUGCUUUCCCUUACUCACUCCUCAUUUUUAUUUAUGAUGAAAUUAGAAAACUUAUUCUCCGACGCAGCCCAGGGGGUUGGGUGGAGAGGGAGACCUACUACUAGACACAAUCCCCAUUCAUUUUUUUAUUUGUUUGCAUGGUAGUCUUGCUGAUUUCAAAUCUACUGGUAAAUUUGGGUUUUUUUAUAUAGAGAAUUCAACAAGAAUUGAUUAUGGAUUUAUGAAAAAGACAUGACGUGCUUUUGUUCUGAAGAAGGACAUUUUAUACAUGUUUUUUAACAGUGUAAAAUAAAAUAAACUCAAAGUUUCCACUGA